AUGAAGUUUCUUCUACUGAUACUGGUCUUGCAGGUCACUGCUUCUGCAGCUUUUCCCUUGAUGAGCAACACAAGCCUGGAAGAAAAUGAUUUGGAAUUUGCUGAAAUGUACUUAGAAAAAUUUUAUGGCCUUGAGAUGGAGACAAUGCCAAAAAUGAAACUCAACAGAAACUUCAUGGAGGAAAAAAUCCGGGAAAUGCAGCAGUUCUUGGGGCUCCAAGUGACCGGGCAACUGGACACAUCUACUCUGGAAAUGAUGCACACACCGCGAUGUGGAGUGCCUGACAUUCAUCAUUUCAGCACCAUGCCAGGGAGGCCAGUGUGGAAGAAACGUCACAUCACCUACAGAAUCAAUAAUUACACUCCUGACAUGAGGCGUGAGGAUAUUGACUAUGCCAUCCAGAAAGCUUUCCAAGUAUGGAGUAAUGUGACCCCCCUGAAAUUCAGAAAGAUUAACACAGGGGAGGCUGACAUUAUGAUACUUUUUGCACGUGGAGCUCAUGGAGACUAUAGUGCUUUUGACGGCAGAGGUGGAGUCAUAGCCCACGCCUUUGGACCUGGAGCUGGUAUUGGAGGAGACACACAUUUUGAUGAGGCUGAAAUCUGGACUAAAAAUUCCAGAGGCACAAACUUGUUCCUUGUUGCUGUUCAUGAGCUUGGCCAUGCCUUGGGUCUCAGCCAUUCCAAUGACCCAAAGGCCAUAAUGUUUCCCACCUAUGGUUAUCUUGACCUCAACACAUUUCGCCUCUCUGCUGACGACAUACGUGGCAUUCAGUCCCUCUACGGAGGCCCAGAAGAACGCCAACCCGUGCCAAAUCCUGACAAUCCUAAAUCAGUUAUCUGUGACCCCAAUUUGAGUUUUGAUGCUGUCACUACAGUGGGAGAUAAAAUCUUUUUCUUUAAAGACAGAUUCUUCUGGUGGAAGGUUCCUGAGAGACCAGAGACAAGUGUUAGUUUGAUUUCCUCCUUAUGGCCAACCUUGCCAUCUGGCAUUCAAGCUGCUUAUGAAAUUGAAGGCAGAAAUCAAGUUUUUCUUUUUAAAGAUGACAAGUACUGGCUACUUAGCAGUUUAAGACAACAGCCAAAUUAUCCCAAGAGCAUACAUUCUCUGGGUUUCCCUGAGGCUGUAAAAAAAAUUGAUGCAGCUGUUUUUAACCCACAUCUUCAUAAGACCUACUUCUUUGUAGAUGACCAAUACUGGAGGUAUGAUGAGAGGAGACAAUCCAUGGAUCCUGGUUAUCCCAAAUUUAUUACCAAGCACUUCCCAGGAAUUGGGCCUAAAAUUGAUGCAGUCUUCUAUUCUACAAACAGACACUACUAUUUCUUCCAAGGAUCCAACCAAUUUGAAUAUGAUUCCGUAUACCUUCGUGUCACCAAAAAGCUGAAAAGCAAUAGCUGGUUUGAUUGUUAGGAAUGGUGUAAUUAAUGGUGCUUGUCAGUUCACUUCAGUUUAAUAAGUAUUUAAGGCACCCUUGCUAUGUGUUCAGUGUACCACUAUGUAGUGAUAUGUGUCAUAAAAUGAGGUAAAAUCUACAAACCAUAGGCAAAAGAUUAUAUAAAUAAAAUUUUUUUUGAUUUUGAAAA
Propithecus coquereli (Coquerel's sifaka) is the source of this 1583-nucleotide messenger RNA. RefSeq names its product matrix metallopeptidase 12 (gene MMP12). Bases 1 to 1410 code for a protein of 469 amino acids. Lineage: Eukaryota; Metazoa; Chordata; Mammalia; Primates; Indriidae. Gene Ontology annotation, biological process: extracellular matrix organization; collagen catabolic process; proteolysis. Gene Ontology annotation, molecular function: metalloendopeptidase activity; zinc ion binding. The transcript is spliced from 10 exons. The record is from RefSeq and is a predicted model, not a curated record. Gene Ontology annotation, cellular component: extracellular matrix.